AUGCUACUACGCUGUGUUCUUGCGCUCUUAUCUCUCGCUGUAGUAGCACUCGGACAAAGUCAGAGUCCUGCUAUCGACCUUGGCUACGCAACCUAUGAAGGAACGACGAAUACUACUACCGGAGUCACGUCCUUCUACGGCAUACGGUAUGCUGCACCUCCUACUGGUGAAUUCCGCUUCGGCGCACCCCAGCCUCCCGCCCACGUUAGCGGCAUCCAGCAGGCGACUAACGAGCCCAACUCAUGCUACCAAGCAACCAACGGACACAUGCCUUCGUCUCCAUAUGCGAGGUCCCAGGGAUCUACAUCGGCAUUGGGAAAGCGUGCUGAGCCAGUGUACUCGGAGGAUUGUCUCUUCCUGAAUGUAUUCACCCCCGUUAACCUUAGCACCACCGCCACCUCAGGCCUUCCUGUCGUAGUGUUCAUACAUGGCGGCGGGUACACUGUUUGCAGCUACGUCGCAGGGUCGGUAUACACUCAGCAUGGCGAAAACCUUGUGGCCGAUGCCGACAACGAUGUGGUGAUGGUGGGCAUUCAAUAUCGCCUCGGCAUUUUCGGGUUUCUCUCUGGCAACGAGGUGGUCGAAGGAGGUGGUGCAUUAAACGCCGGCUUGCUGGAUCAAACAUUUGCUCUGCAGUGGGUGCAGGACCACAUAAGCAAGUUCGGAGGUGACGCUUCAAAAGUCACAAUUUGGGGCCAAUCAGCCGGCGCUGGAUCUGUUUUUCAGCACAUCAUCGCCAAUGGGGGAAACACCCAACCGCCGCUCUUUCGUGCUGCUAUGACUAGCUCGACGUUCUUCCCAUCGCAGUAUUGGUAUAACGGCACGAUCCCCGAGACCGUCUACCAAGCGAUCGUCAAUGGGACAGGGUGCAGCACAUCCGUUUCGUCCUUCGCCUGCCUUCGGAGCGCCUCUGUGGAUAUCCUCGAACAGCUGAACAAUCAAACGAACAAUGAUGCGUUCUAUGGCGUGUACACCACUGUGCCCGUCGUCGACGGAAAGCUGAUAGUCGAACCUCCCAUCGAGACGCUCGCCAAGGGACACGUGAACGGGGAGGUAUUACUGUCGGUGACUAACUCCGAUGAGGGUGCUCUCUUCGUCAACGCAGAUGUGCCCUUUGACCCAGUAUACUACAUACAUAACCUCUUCCCCCAACUACCCGCGGACGACGUGCAAAAGGUGGCAGACGCGUAUGAAACCUACACAAUCCCAGCUGGACGAGGCGUGCCUGAAGGACGCGACGUCACACAGGCUAUUGGUAUUAUGGGCGAGUCCAUCUUUUACUGCGCGACCUACUUCCUACUUGAGGGAUUUAGCAAAGCAGGCAAGAACGCGUGGAAAGGCUUCUUCGGCAUCCCGCCCGGAUACCACGCCGAAGACGUCCCAUACUACUUCACUUCGUCAGUCCGCUUUUUCGAUGGGCCACCCAUCGACAACCCCUCGUUUACCGCCUCGUUUGCUCAGUCCUUUAUGAGUGUCGUCAUUAACCUUGAUCCGAACGACCACAUCAACUCGAGCGAUGUUACGCCUCAGUGGAAGACAUGGGCGCAAGCAAACACAGAGAUGCUGUUCAACGUUACGGAGACGAACCUGACUGACAUCCAUGCAAUCACGACAGACCCGGGCAUGCUUGCGCGUUGCGAGUGA
Molecule: messenger RNA, 1644 nt
Organism: Coniophora puteana RWD-64-598 SS2
Lineage: Eukaryota; Fungi; Basidiomycota; Agaricomycetes; Boletales; Coniophoraceae
Product: alpha beta-hydrolase
Exons: 12
Coding region: 1-1644 (547 amino acids)
Molecular function (GO): hydrolase activity
Source: RefSeq, a predicted model, not a curated record